UCAAAAAGACAGCAUUGAACCAAUGGUCUUAGAUUAAAAAAUAAAUAAAUAAAUGAACGUCUUGUUUGUAAGGGUGCACUUUGUGAGUUAACGUAAACAAAAAUCUUGGCAGAGACACAGGCUACUCCAGAGCAGCCGCAGCCAGUGGAGAAAUGGAGAUGCAGACCUAUCACGCCAAGCUCCUGGGGGAGUUGAAUGAACAGCGGAAGAGGGACUUCUUCUGCGACUGCAGCAUCAUUGUGGAAGGGCGCAUCUUCAAGGCCCACAGGAAUAUCUUGUUUGCUAACAGCGGCUACUUCCGGGCCCUGCUCAUGCACUAUAUCCAGGACAGCGGGCGCCAUAGCACGGCCUCCUUAGACAUCGUCACCUCUGAAGCCUUCUCCACCAUCCUGGACUUCCUUUACUCUGGGAAGUUGGAUUUGUGCGGGGAGAAUGUCAUCGAAGUCAUGUCAGCUGCCAGCUACCUGCAGAUGAAUGACGUGGUGAAUUUCUGUAAGGCCUACAUCAGGUCUUCCCUUGACAUUUGCCGGAAGAUGGAGAAGGAGGCCGCGGUGGCAGCUGCGGUGGCGGCGGCGGUGGCGGCUGCAGCCCACCAGGUUGACUGCGGAAGCCCCAGCUCGGGCAAGGAGGGGGCCUCCUGCGGCAGCAAGAGCGUGGCCUCCUCCCCUGCCAAAGGCAAAGCGAGCGUGGACUACAGAAGACGGUCCCCGAGCGACGACUGCGGGGACUGCCACCGCUUGGAGCUGGCGGAGAAACACAGCCGUGGCAGAGGCUCGGCUGACAGCGACCGCUCCGUUCCGUCCAAACAAGUAGAGCCCAAGGAGGAAUUCGACGCUGCCGAGGUGGAGGCGGAGGUUGGGGAGCAGCUGCAGCCGCUCACAGCCCCGCUGAGCCUGCCGGGCAGCCGCACCCUGGACUUGGCCUACGGGAACUGCCACGUGAAGCAGUUCCUGGAGGCUCUCUUGCGCAGCGGUGCCGUCCAGAGCAAAGAUGAUGCGAACCACCCCUUUGCUCGAGGCUUGGAGCGAAGACCGGAAGGAGCGGGAGUAGCCACGAGCUCCAUGGUGGACGCCCAGACGGACUGGUACGGAGAGGACUCAGGUGAUGUGCUGGUGGUUCCCGUCAAGCUGCACAAGUGUCCUUUCUGCCCGUACACUGCCAAACAGAAAGGCAUCCUCAAGCGCCACAUCCGCUCCCACACAGGCGAACGGCCCUACCCCUGCGAGACCUGUGGCAAGAGGUUCACCCGACAGGAGCACCUGCGGAGCCACGCCCUGAGCGUCCACAGAUCAAAUCGUCCGAUCAUCUGCAAGGGCUGCAGAAGAACCUUCACCAGCCACUUGUCUCAGGGGCUGCGGCGCUUUGGGCUAUGUGACAGCUGCACCUGUAUCACAGAUGCUCAUGAGGAUGAUGAUGACCUGAUGCCCAUUAACCUUAACCUGGUGGAGGCUUCCUCCGAAAGCCAGGAGAAGGGUGACGCAGACAAUGACUGGCCGAUCUAUGUGGAGUCUGGUGAGGAGAACGACCCUGCCAGAGAGGGCUCUGAUGACAGGCCACAAAUUCGGUCCGACUUAUCAGACCACCAGACACUUACAUAGCAAUAAAUUGGAAGGGAAGACAUUCUGCAGUGAAAGCCACCAUUCGUCUGAUUUUGUGGAACCCUAAAAGGAACAUUGUGUUCACUGUCACUGUAAUUGCUUCUU
Messenger RNA from Fukomys damarensis (Damara mole-rat), 1703 nucleotides. It is a transcript of the gene Zbtb8b, whose product is annotated as zinc finger and BTB domain containing 8B. The coding region runs from base 153 to 1598 and encodes 481 amino acids. The record is from RefSeq and is a predicted model, not a curated record. Gene Ontology annotation, biological process: regulation of transcription by RNA polymerase II. The transcript has 3 exons. Lineage: Eukaryota; Metazoa; Chordata; Mammalia; Rodentia; Bathyergidae. Gene Ontology annotation, molecular function: DNA-binding transcription factor activity, RNA polymerase II-specific; protein binding; RNA polymerase II cis-regulatory region sequence-specific DNA binding.